UGUUCACUCAGAACACAUCAGAGCCUCUGGAUAGGGCGAACUGCAGGAUUGCAGCCGGGAAACCCCAGGACAUGAAAGCCCAGCUACCAGCAUGAGCUUGCAGAUCCUUCAAGAGGUGAAUGGUGCGGAAGGGACGAGGUGAGCCCCUUUGGCUUGAGACAAGCAGCAGAGCUGCUUACAAGAACAGGCACUUUUGCUGUGCUGUAAGAAGAAGGGAGGAAAAAAAUAGAGAGAGCAUUGCAGUGAAUCGGAGAUUGCAGCAGUAUGCCGGCAGCUAGUUAGCAGCUGGAAGGGGGAAAAAAAACCUUGCUGCUUCCUGGGCAUUUCCAGAUCUAGGCUGGUGUCAACGCAAAAGGGAAUCUCUCCCCAGCCCUUUGGUGUGGGGGUUGUUGCAAAUCAGCCAGAGGAAUCGUGCCACUACGCAAGGAUGCUGGAAGACUGUGCAUCAUGUCUCUGUGUCGCAGGGAACGGUCCGCGCAACCGUCCUGGACCGGACAAGUUCUUCCAAUAGGAGACCAGAUCUUUCCCCAUCUACCUGCUUGUUCCAGGUUUCGUGACCAGGAACCACUCCUUACAUAUCAGCGGCCCAUCAGGUACAGCGAGACCCAGCGCACAAUCCAACCAAGAGGGAGAAUUGGAUAGAGGUAUAAAAUGGUGGUAGCAGGGGGAACCAGCCCUGAUGUGGAGAAACAUGAGCCAUGGAGGGACCAACUCCAGAACCAGUCUUUGUCGACGUGGAUAAAGGGUUAACGCUGGCAUGCUUCGUCUUCCUCUGCCUUUUCCUGAUCGUCAUGAUUAUCCGCUGCGCCAAAGUCAUCAUGGACCCUUACAGCGCCAUCCCCACAUCCACGUGGGAAGAACAGCACCUCGAUGACUGACGAAGAGUAUGCAAGACUUCGGACCAACCAGAACAGCACAACAUGGACGGCCACCUCCUUCCUGCGUGGGCGCAGCAUCUUAUCCAGCUUUUCCGAGGCUGCCUCGGUUCGGCUGACAGCACACCAAUUUCCGCACAUGACCAACUGCUGUGGCUGACUUCCAGCCUAUUUCUAUGUGGUGACCUCCAGGUUUUAAUGAGAAAAAAAAUUAUGCCCGUCUGUCAAAGUAGCACAAAAGCUCUCUAGGCGAUAGAAGUCCCUUUCCCGCUUUUUUCGCUAACUAAGCACCUUCCCGGCAUCAGAAUCAAUAUUGUUUUUAAUUGGAAACAGACACGCAGCAUGGUUACCAGGCAGAUAUUCGGGGGUUAUGGGCCAAAGUGUUGUGGGUGUUUGGAUCGCAAGAGCUGUGUGUUGUGAGGUUGAUUAAAAGUGUGUCGCAAGCAGAUGCGCAAAAUACAAGAAA
Messenger RNA from Sphaerodactylus townsendi, 1341 nucleotides. RefSeq names its product cortexin domain containing 1 (gene CTXND1). The record is from RefSeq and is a predicted model, not a curated record. The transcript has 3 exons. Bases 699 to 878 code for a protein of 59 amino acids. NCBI's taxonomy places the organism in Eukaryota, Metazoa, Chordata, Lepidosauria, Squamata, Sphaerodactylidae.